Molecule: messenger RNA, 1990 nt
Organism: Ostrea edulis (European flat oyster)
Lineage: Eukaryota; Metazoa; Mollusca; Bivalvia; Ostreida; Ostreidae
Product: syntaxin-7-like
Exons: 11
Coding region: 329-1174 (281 amino acids)
Biological process (GO): vesicle fusion; vesicle-mediated transport; intracellular protein transport
Cellular component (GO): synaptic vesicle; membrane; endomembrane system
Molecular function (GO): SNAP receptor activity; SNARE binding
Source: RefSeq, a predicted model, not a curated record
CAUCUCAUGAUCAAUGACGUCACAAAAUUGUAUUAUUGUCAAUGAUGGAGUGUCAGAAGUAGGUGUGUGUAUGUUCAAAUGUAUGUAUCCCUAUAACGAGGAAGAUAAUCACAACCCAAAAUAAUGGACGACUCUUUGCAUUAGUAAUUCAGUCAAAAAAUAUAUGCUAUUUGCUUUUUGUAUUUUGCGUUGAUUACCUUGAAAGGAAGAUCGCGAACCAACUUCAUCAAGUCGCUAAUCAAUUUAUAAGGCAGAAGAACGGGAAGUGAGGAUUUCCGGUGUAAAGACUCCCUUGCAAGUGUGCAGUUAUAGAUUGGGAUUCUGAAUCAUGGCUACGUACGGGAGAGGUGAAUUUGGGGGAUUCUCUUCCUAUCAAACAAACGAUUCUCCGAAAGUCACAGGAGGGGGAGGAAGUGAAUUAUCUCGACUGACCAGCUCCAUUAGCAGCAACAUACAGAAGAUCACUCAGAAUGUGUCACAGAUACAAAGCAAUGUGUCGAAGAUCGGAACCCCUCAAGACUCCACUGAAAUCCGUGAAAGAGUACAUCAGAUUACGCACAACACCAAUCAGGUGGCCAAGGAUACAAACAAGGAGAUGAAAGAGCUGGCUCAUCUGACCGUCCCUGUAUCAGAACAGAGUAAAUGGAGGAUGCAGAGAGAUCGAUUGACAGACGAGUUCAGCACGGCGCUGAAAAACUUCCAAACUAUUCAAAGGACGGCGGCUGAGAAGGAGCGAGCGAGCGUGAAUCGAGCGCGAGCUCAGUCAGGAAGCUUUGCUAAGUCUCCAUUUGAGGAUGAAGACCAUGGCAGAGAUGAUCUGGCAAUGGCCCCAGGGUUCUCUCAAACACGACAGAUUUUGCAGAUGGAGGAAGAUGUUGAUCUGGACAUGAUACGUGAGAGGGAGGCAGCCAUUAAACAGCUGGAGAAUGACAUCACAGAUGUGAACCAGAUUUUUAAAGAUUUGGGAAUGCUGGUACACGAACAGGGAGAGAUGCUAGAUUCUAUAGAGACCACGGUGGAGAGUGCUCAAGGUCACGUGGAGAGCGGUCAGAAACAGCUGUUACUGGCCAGCUCUUACCAGAAAAAAUCCCGCAGGAAAAUUGUGUACAUCCUGGUAGUCGUGGCGAUAGUCGUGAUAGCUGUGUCUUUGAUCAUCUAUGCCAUAACCAGCUAGUCUGUCACCAUGGUAACAGUGACUACAAAGAUGCAGCAUUCAAUAUGGCUGACAAUUUCAGCAAAAAAAUUUCCACAAAGGAUAUCACUAAGAAAUAUCAGUAUGUAAUCAGAAUCUGCAUCUUCCCAACUUCAGUGUAUUGUUAAUUAAUUUUAUAGAUUGAAACAUUUCCAGAACUAGAUUUCAGACACAAAACUGGUUUCUAACUCAUGGAAAAUUGUAUAUACAUAGACUGAAAACAUUCCUAUAAAUGACUGUUAGAGGAGGAAAAAUCAGAAAGAAUGAGUUACAUAGGGGGAGAGAGAGAGAGAGCAAGAGAGGGAGAGACUAUUUAUUUCAUUUAAAUGAACUAUAUCUGUUUGCCCAUGAUGCAAUAGUAGUAUUUCUGUGCUAGCAUGUAUUAAACAUGAUGUAAACAGAACUGCUUAGUUAAUAUAAUACUCUGCAACACAGAUAAAUCCCCAGCUUUACCAUGCUUACUAGAACAGCUGUGACAUUUUAGCUUGUGUAUUUUAUAUCUACAUACUUGUGUACAGGUUACAGAGUUUAUUCACUAUAAAGACACUGUGAAUAGUAAUGGCCAGACUGUUACCUCAUGUUAUGUGAGAUAUUUGAUCACGCUUGUAGGUGUUAUGAUGAAUAUGAUUUAGUCAUAAAUUGUCUGUUUAUUACUAUUGUCUAUGUUGUGUUAUAAGAUCGAAAAUACAUUUAUGUAAAGACAAGCAUGCUCUGUUUUCUGAUGAACUUAAUAUUGAAAACACACAAAGUUUUUUGCUGAUCAGAUGCAAUAAAGUGUGUGUGUGUAUUUAUCUGUUA